Chelonia mydas (Green sea turtle) is the source of this 1355-nucleotide messenger RNA. RefSeq names its product glycine N-acyltransferase-like protein 3. NCBI's taxonomy places the organism in Eukaryota, Metazoa, Chordata, Testudines, Cheloniidae. The transcript has 6 exons. Gene Ontology annotation, cellular component: mitochondrion. Bases 186 to 1115 code for a protein of 309 amino acids. The record is from RefSeq and is a predicted model, not a curated record. Gene Ontology annotation, molecular function: glycine N-acyltransferase activity.
ACAGGCUCUGUUAAUGGUUCAUUCGCUCAGGGUUAAGAGGCUGGAGCAGUAGUCAAGGGAGAGAUCCAGUGGAGACGGGACCGCACUGCCUUCUUCAGGACUGCUCCUUACCUUACCACAGAGACUGCCCAGGUGUCCCCUACAUCAUAUUCCCGGGAAGCUGCCAAGGGCCCAUCCUGACAGAGAUGCUGAUCCUGAACUGCUCCUCCAAGCUGCAGCAGCUGGAGGCUACUCUACGGAGGCGCCUGCCUGAGACAUUGCAGGUCCAUGGCGCCGUGAUGACCAUAAAUCGUGGGAACCCGGCAGCACAGGAGGUGCUGGUGGAUUCGUGGCCUGAGUUCAAAGCCGUCCUCACACGGCCACGCAAAGAGGUGGCAUUGGAUGACUCUGAUUUCUACACCAACAUGUACGCGGCAUACUACCGGGACCUGGGUGCCUACAGGGCCCUGCUGGGCAGUGCCGUCAACUGGAACCAGGCCUUCUGUAUCCACGGGCUCCGGGACGGGCUCUAUGAGGCCUCCAGGGACAUCGCCAACACUAAAGGGGUCAAGCUGGAGGUGUUCCGCUACUUCACUUAUUUUCACCCGGAUCCCAACACCUUGCCUGAAAUCCAACUAGACCCGGCUGUGAGGUUGUCAACCCUGGAUGUCUCCCACCUCGACCUGAUGAACGAGAUGUGGCCCUAUGGGGGGAACAAGUACAGCAAGAGGUUCCUGGAAAGCCUGAUCCGCUGCUUCCCCAGCUUCUGCCUCCUAGACUCUGCUGGCCACCUUGUCAGCUGGACUGUUUCAGACCCAUAUGGUGCCAUGGGGCGUAGCGUCACUAUGCCCGAGCACCGGGGACGCGGUUACAAUGGGGUCCUGAACAACUUGAUAGCCAAGCGGUUGCACGCACUAGGUUAUCCCAGCUACGGCCACGUGGCCGUGGACAACUACCCCAUGCAGAGGCUGCAGGAGAGGCAGAGCUUCCAGCGCCAGCCCAACUUGUGCCACUUCAUCCUCCACAACGCAGCACUGCAUAGAACCCCCUACGUUAACCCCCAGGCCAGCAGCGGGCACAGCCCCCGCAUGAGUCCCCAGCCCAGCCACCCAGGGGACCUGCCAGGCUGGGACUAACGGAAGCCAAGGGAGGGGGGUGCGGGAGUCUGGAGAUCAGUGUUACACCUCGUGGAACCAGUAACAUCUCCCAGCUCCAGCCUCACAUGGGAUCUGCUACCUCAUCCCCAAAGGCCUUGCCCUCCCUCACAGCCCUGUACCCAGCUUUACAGGGUCUGUCCUACUCUCCCGAGCCCCAUAACCUGCCCUUCUUGGUGGAGCCUAUCCCCCCAGACCCAUACACACAGCACCCCCAUCGAG